ACAAGUACUAUAAACUACUUCAAACGGAUUCAACUUCUCGAAUAAUCUCUUCAUUUCUUUCUCAGAGUGUCCUUAAACACUCAGCUAUCAAAAAUAUGGCCACACAAACCACAUCCAAUACUGCUUCCUCAAGCUCUAGCGUUGGUAGCAUCAAGGACAAAACAUUCACCGGUGUUGGAAACCUGAUUAGGCUUCUUCCCACGGGGACUGUUUUCCUGUACCAAUUUCUGAACCCAAUUUUAACCAACAAUGGCAGCUGUAGCAAUACAAACAAGUAUGUCUCAAGCGUACUUUUCGCGCUUUGUGGGAUCUCUUGUUUAAUCUCAACAUUCACUGAUAGUUACAGAGAUGAUCAGGGAAAUAUUCAUUAUGGGAUUGCAACGUUUAAAGGGUUUUGGCCAACUUCAGGUGCAAGUUCAUCAGUGGACUUCAAAUCAUACAGGCUUCAAAUUGGAGAUUUUGUUCAUGCUACACUUUCCCUGAUCGUGUUUUCCGUUCUUUCCUUGUUGGAUAACAACACAGUUGAGUGCUUUUAUCCUUCUUUUGAGUCUACUCAAAAGGCUUUGUUAAAGGCCAUGCCUCCUGUCAUCGGCUCAGUUGCUGCUGCUGUUUUUGUUGCCUUCCCCAACAAGCGCCAUGGCAUAGGUUACCCUUCAGAUUCAAGUUCGAGUUCAACUUCAACCACUUCAAGUGGAGUCCAGCCAUCAAAUGCCGAGCAGAAGGCUUAAUUUCUUGGAUAUACACAGCUGCUAUAGUAACUGUUAUCAAUUUGCAUUUGCACAAGCGGUCUGAAUAUAGGAAACAUACAUAAAAUUUUAUCAGUAAAUUAUGUGAUGUGAAUCUUAAACCUUAUGUGUAAAUUGAUUAAUCUACCUUCAUUGUAAACCCCAUACCCAUAGGAGUUGAAGAAUGUAAUCAUGGUCCAAUUAUAACUUUCUUUGUUUGUUGAUUGUUUGGUUUGAGAAUUGAAAAGUCUAUUAGAAUUAUUA
Messenger RNA from Coffea eugenioides, 989 nucleotides. Its product is annotated as protein DMP2-like. Bases 96 to 728 code for a protein of 210 amino acids. The transcript has a single exon. The record is from RefSeq and is a predicted model, not a curated record. Gene Ontology annotation, biological process: endomembrane system organization. Lineage: Eukaryota; Viridiplantae; Streptophyta; Magnoliopsida; Gentianales; Rubiaceae.